Messenger RNA from Adineta steineri, 573 nucleotides. NCBI's taxonomy places the organism in Eukaryota, Metazoa, Rotifera, Eurotatoria, Adinetida, Adinetidae. The record is from the annotation of a GenBank genome assembly.
AUGAUAUGUGCAUUAAUCUCAUCUACUGGUUGGGCACAGCAAGCUGAUUGGAUUUCACAACUUUGUCAAGGAUAUGCACCAAAUGAAAAUAUAACAACAUCAAUUAACUGUAGUCAAAAUUCAACAAUAAAUUCUUACAGAUUACUAUCAACAAAUACAGUUAAAAUAGCAGCAAUAUCUAGUUGUAUUCUUUGUCUUGUUAUUAUACUAAUUAUUUAUUUAAUUCAUGUAUUUACUGGAUUACGUAAACGAAGAAAAUGGAAAAUGAUUACUAGAAUAAUUGCCAUUAUUUUCAUCGUUUUAUGUCUUCUUAUAUUUGCUAUAUCCAUAGCUGCAGUUUACUGGGAAUUAAAAUUAAUAACAAUAUUUGGUAUACAAUAUACAUCUAAUGCUUAUCAAUUAACACCAAAUGGUUACUGUAAAGCACAAACAGGUUUAGCUGGUGCAACUGCCGGAUUUGGUAUUUUAUCUGGAUCGUUUUUACUGAUUGAUAUUAUAUGUCGUUUAUUAACUAUUGGAUCAUUACGAAAACAAGAUCGAAGACGAAAAAAGCGUAUUAGUGUUAUAUCUUAG